AAGAAUUGAAAGGAAUUUCGAAACUACCAGCCAUGAGCUACAAUGAAAUUUCACAACAUCCAUGGCUGCAACGUGACCCUCGAUGAUGGUGGAAGUCGAGCUUCGCGUACCAGCUCAUUUUGUGAUGGCAUCACCUUCAGUCAUAAGCCUAUAGCAAUAAACUCUCGCAUCUCCCUUCUUCUGGGUGCUAAUGAAGACUGGACAGGAGCCCUUCGUCUCGGCGUUACAUCUCAAGAUCCAAACGUUUUUGCAAACAAAAUGCUACCUCGUUAUGCCUGCCCAGACUUGACUUCUAACAAUGGCUAUUGGGCGAGACCUUUGCCAGAAGUAUGGGCUACCCAUGGAACCAGGUUGACAUUUUAUGUGAACUCCAGGGGACAUCUACAUUUGUUUGUAAACAGUGAGCAUAAAGGUGCUAUUUUACUAGGACUUCCAGUAAAGGAGCAAUUAUGGAUUUUACUGGACUUAUAUGGAAUCACUGUUUCUGCAAAGUUUGUUUCAAAUUCUGGAACUGCCCCUUCAGAAGUGAUUGCAAGAGGGCCAGAAGCUGUGCUGGCUUAUCAGCAUGCUCUUAGCAGUGGUAGUACUUCCUACUAUCAUACAAGAAUUGCUUUGGUUGGCCCUCCUGAUGGAAAGAAAACAGUUCUGAAGAAAUUGCUUGUUAAAUCAUGUGAUACAUCCGAAAGUGAAUGCGAGGGAAUAGAAACAAACUGUCUUUGUCAGACAUCUGAAAUCUCUGAUGGAGAGCCAUGGACACUUGUAAAAAAGAAAAUUUGCUCUUGCUUAGAAGAUGCCAAUAAUAAUCAACCAACUGAAAACAUAAGUGUCUGUGAUGAUGAAAUUAAGCAAGACGAAGAGCCAACUCAAGUCAUUGUAGCUGAUGAAGAGUACUUCAAAGCAAUUGCUAUAAAUAUUGUACGAGAGAUGUGUCUCCAGAAAAAGAGGAUUAAAGAUGAUAGACGGAAAACACCUACAACUAAAAAUACAUUUAGACUGCAGUCAAGUUUAACCAAAAUUGGAGCUUCUAAAGGGCAGAAUAAACAAGAUGAUUCCUCUAGUUCUAAAGAAUUUACAAACACUUCCAAUAAUAAUAAUGAUGAUCUUCCUAAUGACCUUCCAAGUCGUGUUGUAGAAUUAGUUGAAGCUAUGCUCAAGGAAUCUGAAUGUAAGCUAUUUUUGGAGAAAAAGGAUACUGAGAAACUGAUUACAGAUAAUGUUGUUUUAGUUUUCAAUAUCUGGAAUUAUAGUGGUCAUUGGAAAAAUCUUCUUUUACAUCAGCUUUUUCUCUCACCACAAACAAUAUACUUAUUUGUAUUUGAUUUGGCUCAAGAUUUGGAUACACCAAUUCAAAAUGCAGAAGAUUUUGGACUAGAACUAUCGCCCAGCUGCAGUUUUUCAUACUUAUCUUUGCUUCAUAAAUGGUUGGAAAUGAUUUAUGUUUCAAUAGCUCAUACGAAAGAUGAAGACAAAAAUCAGAUACAAGAAGGAACAAUGACUGACAUUAUUUGUACACUUUUCCCACCAGUUUUAAUUGUUGGCAUCCAAGAAGAGUCUACAACUUUUGAUACUUUAGUAGAGCAUCAGUUUAAUAAAAUUAAAGAAAGUAUUCAAGAUAAAGUGUAUUGCCAUCUUGUGCAUCCCACAUUUUAUUUUGUGGGAAAUCCGGAAGAUCUAGCUGUUGAUUCUAUGAUAACUGAUCUAAGGAAAAAGAUUCAAGAACUUGCUUUACAGUUACCUCAUGUUGGAACUGAAAUUCCUCUGAAAUGGAUGUUGUUUGAUCAAGCAAUUGAUAGAUUAAUUGAAAGGGAAGUUUAUUUUGCUGAUAUUAAUAAGCUUUCUGAAGUGGCUCGUUUAGAAAAUAUUGAUUCCGAUGAAGAAUUUUAUUCCAUGAUUCAUUUUUUUCAUCAUCAAGGGAAAAUAUGGCAUUUAAGAUCUGAGUGGCUUCAAGGAAGUGAUGAAGAUGGAUGUGGAAUAGUCAUUUUAAAACCUCAGUGGUUUAUAAACUAUAUUUAUCAGUUAAUGAAUAUUGAUACUCAUCAGCUUCUAAAAGAAAGUUUUGAAGAAAAUGAGUGUAAUGAAACUGAUGGUACAUUUCCAGCUAAAAAUUUUGAAAAAGUAUGGCCAAAUGCAUUUCAUCAUACUACUAUCCUUUUGGAUAUCUUAGACAGUACUGAUGUUAUUUGUGAAGUUAUAGCAGAGGACGCUGAAGAUACUGAACAAUCACAAAAUUCUCAUAUGUACAUCAUCCCAUGGCUAAUAGAAUCAAAUGCUCCUGAAUCUGAAAAGUUUGAUUUUGAUUGCCUAAUUCUUAUCUUGGAUUUUGCUGGUUUACUUCCAGUUGGCUUUUUCACAAAAUUUAUGGUUCGUUUACUUCGUUGGUCGAAACAUCAUAAUUUAAAGAAGUGCUUGAAUCAAACUUGUAAUCCAAGUGAAGUUCCAGUUGACUAUAAUCAUUGUAUUAAAGUCCAAAAGACAUGUGGUCAUAGGAUACAGGUGAUAGUUACUCAGAGAACAUUUUCAGAAUCUGAAGGUGUGGUAACUGUGUCCUUUCCAUCUCCACAUGUUUGUUCUAAGGUACGUCACCUUUUAGAAAGAGAAACAGAAUACUUAAGAGAUGUUUGGUACAAAAGAAUGUCAUAUUCACUUAAUGUGCCUUGUCCUUGUGAAAAACCAUGUGAACUGCACAAUGCUUCAAAAUGUUCAGAUCCAGAGUGCUUGCACCUUCAACCAUUAAAUGAAUGCUUAGCUAAAAAGGUAGUUGAGUGUGACUAUCGUCUAAUAAAGACAGACUUUAUAAGAAAGUUCUUUUUUGCAUCCAUUGAAGAUUCACCAAAGUGCUCUGACAGCAUGCGCCUUUCACUGGAUUCCAUGUCUGCUCCCUUUCUUGGAAAUUUCUUUUGGGGUGAUCACGACAUUUCUCAAGAAGAACCAAGCUGGCUGACCAUAGUUGGAAAAAAGCUUACAUCUGCAAACACUGGGCAAGACUGGAUUGCUUUAGCUAAAAGAUUAGGUUACAGUGAACGAGAAAUCAAACGCUUUGAAGAUGAAAAUGUACCAUCUGUGAGUCUUUUGAAUAACUGGUUUGAUAGUAAUGGCAGAACCAGAUAUUGCAUAGAUAUGUUGAUUUCUUGCUUGGAACAGAUGGGGAGACGAGAUGUUGCAGAUUGUAUUUUUUUAGAAAUGGGAUCUGAUCUUCCAUCACCACCAGUAUUUAUAAGUUAUCAGUGGGAUUCACAAGAAAGUGUUCUGCAUUUGAGAAGAAGAAUUGAGCUUGCUGGUUAUCCUUGUUGGAUGGAUGUAGGACAUAUAUUUGGUGGAGAUAAAUUGUAUGGAAAAAUAUUUGAAGGCAUUAAUAAAGCCAAAGUUGUCUUAUGUUGCCUUACUCCUCGCUAUGUCCUUUCAAAAUUGUGCACAAGAGAAAUGAGCUUAGCUGACCUUCUUCGUAAACCAAUAGUGCCUAUAAUGCUGGAGCCUACACCCUGGCCACCACCUGGACCAUUAGCUCUUAUUCUUAGUUCACUUGUGUAUAUUAAUCUCUGUGGCAUAGGAGGUCAUGGUGGCAGUGGUAGGCAAGCAGACUGGGAGUCUAGAUUUUCUGACAUAAUUGAACGACUCUCCCAUUUUAUAUCACCAUCAUUCCCUUCACAUCAACUGACUACUAUUUCUACUGAAAGGUUUAUGCCUCCACCAGCAGUAACUGUCAUCAGAAGUACUGAAGGAUAUAAUGAUGCUCCACAGCAUACUGAAGAAAGAGGAAUUUUAGACAAUCCUAGUGUGCCUUUGCCUGAUGAUGAUACAAUAUCAGAAGCAGCAUCUAUUCAUGGAUCCAGCACUCCUACUGUUUGGGAUCCUACACGUAGAAACCGUGUUACAAGAUGCUCUGUAUGUGUUUUGUUGUAGAAGUGGGAAAUUACAUAUCGCCUUUGUUUAGACACAUUAAUAAUACUGUAUCUGCAUUUUCAUCAUCUUGUUUUUGAUACUGUACAGAACUGAAAAUAUGCUUUCAAGUAAUAAGGAAGUGGAAGGAAGGCAAUUUAACAUGUUCUUUAUAUACUGAAAAAAAAAAAAUCUCGUGAAUCACCUUUACAUGCUCAACAAAUUAAUUUUCUUGUAAGAGAGAUUUUUUGUAAUGCUUCCCACAUUAUAAAGAACUGAUUUUAUGAUGAUUU
Molecule: messenger RNA, 4169 nt
Organism: Stegodyphus dumicola
Lineage: Eukaryota; Metazoa; Arthropoda; Arachnida; Araneae; Eresidae
Biological process (GO): signal transduction
Molecular function (GO): protein binding
Source: RefSeq, a predicted model, not a curated record